AGUGUAAUCUCAAGAAGACUAACAUGUACUUUUAUGUGUAAGAUCGGAAUUAUUGGUGGAACUGGCCUGGAUGAUCCAGAUAUCUUAGAAGGAAGAACAGAAAAAUACGUUGAUACGCCUUAUGGCAAGCCAUCGGAUGCUUUGAUAUUGGGAAAGAUAAAAAAUGUGGACUGUGUGCUGUUGGCAAGACAUGGAAGGCAUCAUACAAUUAUGCCGUCGAAUGUCAAUUACCGUGCCAAUAUUUGGGCAUUAAAAGAAGAAAAUUGUUCUCAUGUAUUAGUGACUACUGCCUGUGGUUCAUUACGAGAGGAAAUACAACCUGGUGAUCUUGUCAUGAUUGACCAGUUCAUUGACAGGACAACUAAAAGACAUUGUACUUUAUACGACGGGCAGCAUUCCACUCUUUCAGGAGUAUGUCAUAUUCCAAUGGCAGAGCCGUUCUGCACCAAAACCAGAGAGGUUCUUAUUGAGACUGCCAAGAAGCUUGGGCUCCAGUGUCAUUCGAAGGGGACAAUGAUCACAAUCGAAGGCCCACGUUUCAGUUCUCGAGCAGAAAGCUUGAUGUUUCGCAGCUGGGGAGCUGAUGUUAUCAACAUGACCACAGUGCCUGAAGUGAUUCUUGCGAAAGAAGCUGGAAUGAGUUAUGCUAGUAUUGCCAUGGCAACAGAUUAUGACUGCUGGAAGGAACAUGAAGAAGCAGUUUCAGUGGAUAAAGUUUUAAAGACGCUGAAAGGGAAUGCAAAUAAGGCUACUAGCAUACUCCUUACUGCUAUACCUCAGAUAGGUUCCAUGGAAUGGACCGACACCCUGCACACCCUGAAAGUCCGCAGGUCCUGCCAGGAGCCUGCUCCAGCGUGCGCUUCCCACAGGGUCCCAGCCUCCUUUGGGCAUCCACCUGCUCCGGCGUGGGGUCCUCCAUGGGCUGCAGGUGGAUAUCUGCUCCACCGUGGACCUCCAUGGGUGCAGGGGGACAGCCUGCCUCACCAUGGUCUUCCCCAUGGGCUGCAGACAACAGUGCAGUGUUCAGUCAUCCUGCCAAAGCAGUAACAACUUGGAUGGACCCUGAAGUUUUGGUGCUCACAAGGAAGAGUGGAUCACUUUCGAACUUCCAGGGGUCAUAAUAUCUUCAAAAAUUGUUACAAGCAUAAAAGAAUGGAGUAAACGUUGACCGAUGAUAAUGCAUAAGACAGCUUUUAUAAGCUUUAUCAUGCUUGAUCAUGUAUAAGAUGGCUAAAGUUAGAUUUUGAGUAUGUUUUAAACUAGGAAUAGCUUUACUGUCAAGCUGGAUCAGACAAUGGCCAAAGAAAAAAGUCAGCAGCGAGUUGUGUUACGACCCAGACCGGGCAGACCAGAGGGUCGCAGAGGUUCUGGGAUCCCCCUGGGCUAAAUUAAGGUGAAACAACACCAGACGAUUGCUUUGAAUGCUUUACUUGAACAAUCCAAACUCUGGAAGGCGUAGUGGUGGGCAGCGUGGGUUCUAGCAAAACAUUCACAAGAAGAGAGGAAAAAGAGGGGAAAAAGAAAAAAGAUAGUCACCACCCGUGGAUCCCGUGUUGUCGACGACCAGUGUGGCAGUCCUCCAGCGAUGGGCACACAACGUGGCUCUUUACAAUUGUGUCUUUUAUAGUCUAAUCUCCGCCCUCAGUCACAGCUCUUGAAGACUUAUAUGGGCUCAUUCUAGACAGUUCUCAACAUACAUGGUAGUGUUCCAGAUGGUUCUUUAUCUACUGAGCAUGUGCGGCUUAUUGGGGUGGUGGUCUUAGGGACUUUCCAGGGGCUGCAAGCCCCUUCCUCAAAUAAACUUUGUGUGACCCCCGGCCACGUUGCCAUGCAGGGUCUGCCAGAACCCCGGACCGCGCACCCCCGGGCACGGCCCCUGUGCCCAUGCCGCGGACUCCUCACUGAAGUCCCCAGUUGCUGUGCCGACCGCACCUUGGUUUGCUGCGACGUUUGAGACAUUGACAGGCGUUAGCUCUUUCAGUCCCUCACAAGUUGUCAUCCUCUAUUCAGUGAUAACUUUUCAUUCAUGGAAGAAAGGAAAGGCUAGGUAAUGCUCUAUUGCAGUUUCAUAAAAUAAGAUCUGAGAAAGCAGAUUCACAGAUACGCUAUCUGCUUUGCUAUUUCUGCCUCCCAUCUUUUCCUUCGACAAGGCAAAUGGUUACAAUUCACUUAGAAACAUACCAGAAAAACUGAACAGACAAUUUCAAAAUAAAAUUAUACUAUUUUUAUACAUUAUCCAUUUUUUUUAUUUCAGUGACUUUUUUUAAAAGCAGUGGUUUUUGUUUGUGUGCUAGAAGACAUGGUUUAAUAAUUGUGGUGUGAGUAAUAAUUCGCACCAGCAGUUGUGUAAUGAAUGAAUGUUCUACAUUAAAAAAAUUUAGGUAAUGCCUAGGCCAAAUUUAUGCCUGAAGGUGUACUUAUGUGACUUACAGAACAGUAAAGUACUUUGCUGUCAGUGUCCUGAAUACUGUGCUGCCCUUUUGCUGCUUCAUUGAUCUGAACAGCUCUGGGUUUAGUUUCUGUUUUAAGUGAUGAAUGUGCUCAAGUGCUUUGAAUGUAUGUAUUUCAUUUUUUAAUACAAUUCGACUUCAGUAAAAUAAUCUACUGCUUCUUGUCUAGUAAAUAAAACAAAUUAAACCUAUGCUUC
Messenger RNA from Gymnogyps californianus (California condor), 2647 nucleotides. RefSeq names its product methylthioadenosine phosphorylase (gene MTAP). The record is from RefSeq and is a predicted model, not a curated record. Gene Ontology annotation, cellular component: cytosol. NCBI's taxonomy places the organism in Eukaryota, Metazoa, Chordata, Aves, Accipitriformes, Cathartidae. Gene Ontology annotation, molecular function: S-methyl-5-thioadenosine phosphorylase activity. Gene Ontology annotation, biological process: nucleoside metabolic process. The transcript is spliced from 8 exons. The coding region runs from base 34 to 1047 and encodes 337 amino acids.